UUUUGAAUAUACUGUUGCAUGUACUGCUUAAUGUGAUGAUUAAUUGCCAAAAGUUAAUGUCAAAUUGUGUGGGGAUUAGCUGCAGGAAAAGCUUUGUCAUGACUGAUUAAAAAAUGAGGAAUAACUUUCCCAUGCAUAUAGAUAGAUGAAUAAAUUACAAUGCAGGUAUGCUAACACAUCUAACAGAAUUCUCUGGCAUGAGGAAAUGUCAGCACAGCCUUUGCAGUGUAGGACUCCCAAAGCUUAAGCUUCCAACAAAGCCUUGCAGGCCACCUACAGUCCUACACCAAGGCACAUACAUCCCUGUCAGUGAGGUGUGCCAAGAGGUCCUGGCACAUGCUCCAUAGCAACUUAUUAAAAAAAAACUCCAGAGAGCUAUGAUUCCAGAACUUAUUUUUGUGGAGUUUCAGAUCUAUGGAUGAAGGGUGGUAUACAAAUUUAAUAAAUAAAAUAAAAACAAAUUUAUUUGUUAUUUGGCAGUGGUUAACCAGGUAUUGUUAUGUGACUUCUUAUCACAGUGUUUUCUUUUUUUAAAACAAAAUAACCCUGUGCAUCAGGUCCUUGUGCAUUAUAAAUUGUGAUGGUUCCCAUUUUGGGUCCCUGCCAAACGGUUAAUUGCAUUGGUAAUUUUUUCUGGUGCUUCUCAUCUCUUCAGUUUGUUUGGGGCAAUGUCUUUUUGUUGUUGUUUGUUUGUGUGUCCUUAUAAAAUACACGGUCAUUUAUUGCUUAAUACUAUGCCUACUUCUUUAGGCAUAGUAUUAAGCAACAAACUUUCUGACAUUGAAAUUGAAACACAUACACAUGGAAAAGAGAGACCACUGUUGUUGUUAGAUGUGCACAGUACUGUAUAUUGAAUGCUGAUCCCAGGCAAGCCCUGCUUGAACCCAUCUGACCUUCAGGCCUCAUAUCAGUCACGCUGUGGCCUAGGGGACAAAAACACCAGCUUUUCUUUGACUGACCACUAUUCAGCAACGUGGUCCAUCAACAGGGUGACCAACCCUCCAAUCCCUAAACCAGCUGAGCAACCUUAACACCACACUUUAAGAGUUCCAUUAAUGGAAAUAGUUAUUAGUUACCUCCUCCUAAAGUUAGUUUCCAUAGAAAGCAAAUUGUAGUCCAGCCUAUUAGAACAGCCAAAGGCUUAGUUGCUGUGCCUGAAUGGCAACCACAAAGAAGUCUGUGCCCGGUUCUAGAGCCCUGGACUAAUGCCUUCUUAUCGUAUGAAUGGCUGGAGCAGAAAAGGCAAUGAUGUCAUAGACCUGCUACUGAAGCUUCUAGAACAAAGGCAGUUGGAGUGAGAACAUGAAGACCACUACAGGGGGAGAGUUGGUGACCACCUAAUCCAGGGCUGUUGUUUUGUCAUAAGGGCCAUGAUUCCAGCCGGCUGUAAAUAGAAAACAAGAAACAAAAAAAGUCUGCCGCCCAUCCAGACCACGACGCCAUCUACAUACAAGUCGCAGCCCUGAUGAAAAGAAUAAAGCAACCCCCGUGAAGUGGGAUCAGACAAGGUAGCUCUCAUGUUUCCUUUAUAGCUUUUUAAACUAAAGGUGGAGAUUGGCAAGAGGUCGAUACUUGGCUUGCCAGAUCUGCACCUGUGGACCUCAAGUGUCUACUGUAGCAGUUUGUAAGUGAAAGGAAGAAUGGAUGACUCUGAACCUGCAUUUGACCAAGUAAUCCCUGGAAAUGAAGACAUGCUAGGUGCUGAGGAACAGAAUUGCAAUGAGAUGUGCCAACCAGAGAGUGAAACAUCUUUUAGGAAACAAUCCCGCAGCAGCAGCCCUCACAUCCUAGGCCAGGAACAGGCUAUUAGUUUACUUGAAGAGACAGAGCAACCUGUUGUGCAAGACUCCAGAUAUGAGAAACUGGAAUCUCGGCGUAGCAGUCAGCAGUCCAUUCAGAAUCCGCAGAGCAGAAAAUCUUCCCAAGGUAAGGCCUUAGACAAAACUGAAUUAAUGGAUGAACGGUGUUGGAUCAGCGAAAAAACAGGCAUAAAAAUGAUAUCUGGCAGUCAGCAAACUAGUUUUGUUUGGGGCCCAGAAACACUUGAAGAAAUUCUGCGUCCUUUUCAUGAGGCUGCAAUAAGCAGGGCUGCUUACGCAAAUACAAAAGUAGAACCACCUGUAGCUCAAGACUCUCACCACAGUAUUCAACAACCAGAGGGGCAAGAAUCAAGGCGGGCUAGUCAACUACCUAUAGCAAACGAGUCUCGCCGCAGUAUUCCACAAGUGGCAGAGAGAAAGGAAUCAAUAAAAGGUAGGCAACAGAAUGCAGUACAUGAAUCUCGCUGCAGCAUUCAGCAGCCAGAGGGAAAGGAAUCAAGGCAAACUAGUCAACAGGCUUUAGCAGAAGAAUCUUAUUACAUUACUCAACAGCCAAAAGAGCAGGAGUCCAAGACUGGCAACCAGCUGCCAAAAAGACAAGGGUCCUACCAAAUGCCAGAAGAUAAAAGAAUAAAGAGACUGAAAAAAAUGCACAGAAAUAUAACUGACCAGGCACAGCAGACAGAUAGUGCAGAAUCUCUGAAAAGAGAACUGUUUGAAAAGAGUCUACAGACAGAUAGCCAUGGCAGUUCAGCAAUUAGUGCAACAAGUGAAUUGCAAGGUUCCCGCCAUGGCAGCCGCCAGUCUAACUUGCAAAAAAUUGAUCAGGAGAGUUUUCCAGUUCAGUUACAAGAUCCCUCUUCGGGCAACCAGCCCUCUGAAGCACCUGGGAUUUACCAUGGCCGCCUCCCACACGAACUUUCCUCCAAUGGCACCAAGCAAUUUGAUGUUCAAGAUCUCCACCGUGGCAGUCUUCCAGCUCAUUUACAACAUGAGGUACAAGAAUUCCGCCGGUGUAGCCUCCCUCUGGAAUUGCAAGAUUCCCUCCGCAAUACGAAGCAGGCUGAAAUUCAAGAGUUCCGUUAUAGCAAUAUCCUCGCUGCAGUGGAAGAUCUUGGGGAAACUCCUCUGGAGGCUGAGGAAGAGAAUUUUCAGAGCAGUCCCCCACUUGAAUUGGAAGUAUGCCACCAACCUAAUCAACAGGAUAUUGAGCAGGACUCCCAGCAGGACAACCAAAAGCCCCAAGAGACAGAAUGCAAGGUGGAUCGUGAAACUGAGACCGAGGGGCCCAUUUCUUUGGAUAGUAAGACAGCACCACUGAAGCAAAAGGCCUCAUUUGCUCAGCAAACAUAUAGUAUCAUUUCAAUUGAGGAAUCUACCUGGCUAAACAGAAGAUCUGGCAAAUUAAUAAGAAACCUCAGUCAGCAGACUGAUUGCAGUUGGCUCCAGGCUAAUAGAGAGAGAGAAAAGAAGCUUGGUGAUCAAGAAAUGAUGACAAGUUGUGAAACUGGGGUUCAAAAAUCAACCUGCCCCAAGUCUGAAAAAGAAGUACAAGCACCUGCCUGGAAGGAUAUUGAGAAGCCUAUGGAGGAUGACCCCUGGCUGGUCAGAAAACAGUCUGCUGUGCCUCAGAAAGACAGUGAAGUGUUAAUGGGACUCAAAUCUCGAAGAGGCAGUGAAAUGCCAGAGUACUUGAGGAGCACUGGACAGCCCAGCAUGCCUGAGAAUUGGAGGGACUCUGCUGCUCUAGAAAUCCCAAAGGACAGUGAACAGCCCGAGUUCACUGGAUCUGAGAAGGCAGGUGAUCUGUCCGCUGUGCCUGAGUUGCUGCAGAGCAGUAAACAGCUCUUCAUGCUUGACUCACAGAGAGGUAGGCAACAGUCCCUUGUGCUGGAAUCCAAGCUGGAUAGUGACCAGCCUGCUGUGCCCGAGUCCUGGAUGGGCAGUGAAGAGCCUGUUGAGCGUGAGAAACACAGCCAACCACCUACUGCACCAGUGUCCCGGAGAGGAAGUGAGAAGCCUGGUGAGCCUGAGUCCCGGAAACCCAGUGAACUCCGUACCCUGCCUGAGUCACAGAAAGACAGCCAACCACCUACUGCAGCAGUGUCCCAGAGAGGAAGUGAGCAGCCCUUUGUGCCUGAAUCCGGGAAGCAAAGUGAACACCGCACCCUGCCUGAGUCUCAGAAAGACAGCCAACCACCUACUGCAGCAGUGUCCCGGAGGGGAAGUGAGCAGUCCGUUGUGCCUGAAUCCCGGAAGCAAAGUGAACUCCGGACCCUGCCUGAGUCUCAGAAAGACAGCCAACCACCUACUGCAGCAGUGUCCUGGAGGGGAAGUGAGCAGCCUGUUGUGCCUGAGUCCCGGAAGCAAAGUGAACACCGCACCCUGCCUGAGUCUCAGAAAGACAGCCAACCACCUACUGCAGCAGUGUCCCGGAGGGGAAGUGAGCAGCCCUUUGUGCCUGAGUCCCGGAAGCAAAGUGAACUCCACACCCUGCCUGAGUCUCAGAAAGACAGCCAACCACCUACUGCAGCAGUGUCCCGGAGAGGAAGUGAGCAGCCCUUUGUGCCUGAGUCCCGGAAGCAAAGUGAACUCCGCACCCUGCCUGAGUCUCUGAAAGACAGCCAGCCGCCUACUGCAGCAGUGUCCCGGAGGGGAAGUGAGCAGCCUGUUGUGCCUGAGUCCCGGAAGCAAAGUGAACACCGCACCCUGCCUGAGUCUCAGAAAGACAGCCAGCCACCUACUGCAGCAGUGUCCCGGAGGGGAAGUGAGCAGUCCGUUGUGCCUGAAUCCCGGAAGCAAAGUGAACUCCGGACCCUGCCUGAGUCUCAGAAAGACAGCCAGCCACCUACUGCAGCAGUGUCCCGGAGGGGAAGUGAGCAGCCUGUUGUGCCUGAGUCCCGGAAGCAAAGUGAACACCGCACCCUGCCUGAGUCUCAGAAAGACAGCCAACCACCUACUGCAGCAGUGUCCCGGAGAGGAAGUGAGCAGUCUGGUGUGCCUGAGUCCCGGAAGCAAAGCGAACACCGCACCCUGCCUGAGUCUCAGAAAGACAGCCAACCACCUACUGCAGCAGUGUCCCGGAAGGGAAGUGAGCAGCCUGUUGUGCCUGAGUCCCGGAAGCAAAGUGAACUCCGGACCCUGCCUGAGUCCCAGAAAGACAGUCAGCCACCUACUGCAGCAGUGUCCCGGAGAGGAAGUGAUCAGCCUGGUGUGCCUGAAUCCCGGAAACCCAGUGAACUCCGGACCCUGCCUGAGUCCCAGAAAGACAGCCAACCACCUACUGCAGCAGUGUCCCGGAGGGGAAGUGAGCAGCCUGGUGUGCCUGAGUCCCGGAAGCAAAGUGAACUCCGCACCCUGCCAGAAUCUCAGAAAGAUAGCCAACCACCUACUGCAGCAGUGUCCCGGAGGGGAAGUGAGCAGCCUGGUGUGCCUGAAUCCCGGAAACCCAGUGAACUCCGUACCCUGCCUGAGCCCCAGAAAGACAGCCAACCACCUACUGCAGCAGUGUCCCGGAGGGGAAGUGACCAGCCUGCUGUGCCCGAGUCCUGGAUGGGCAGUGAAGAGCCUGUUAUGCCUGAGCCCCAGAAAGACAGCCAACCAACCACUGCGGCAGUGUCCCGGAGGGGAAGUGAUCAGCCUGGUGUGCCUGAAUCCCGGAAACCCAGUGAACUCCGGACCCUGCCUGAGCCCCAGAAAGACAGCCAACCACCUACUGCAGCAGUGUCCCGGAGGGGAAGUGAGCAGCCUGGUGUGCCUGAAUCCCGGAAACCCAGUGAACUCCGUACCCUGCCUGAGCCCCAGAAAGACAGCCAACCACCUACUGCAGCAGUGUCCCGGAGGGGAAGUGAGCAGCCCUUUGUGCCUGAGUCCCGGAAGCAAAGUGAACUCCACACCCUGCCUGAGUCUCAGAAAGACAGCCAACCACCUACUGCAGCAGUGUCCCGGAGGGGAAGUGAGCAGCCCUUUGUGCCUGAGUCCCGGAAGCAAAGUGAACUCCACACCCUGCCUGAGUCUCAGAAAGACAGCCAACCACCUACUGCAGCAGUGUCCCGGAGAGGAAGUGAGCAGCCCUUUGUGCCUGAGUCCCGGAAGCAAAGUGAACUCCGCACCCUGCCUGAGUCUCAGAAAGACAGCCAGCCACCUACUGCAGCAGUGUCCCGGAGGGGAAGUGAGCAGCCCGUUGUGCCAGAAUCCCAAAGUGACAAAUCACUUGGGACCGGAGCCAAGUUGGGUGCUGAAAAAGAGUCUGAAGUGCCAAGUGCUGCUGCAAGUGAGACAAGUCAAACAAAACGGAAAACUUCUUUUUCUGCAAAGGCUCAACAAACAUAUAGUAUUAUUUCCCUUGAGAUAAAUACUUGGAUUAACAGAAAAACUGGCACAUUAAUGUCUUGUAGCAGUCAACAAACUGAGGGAAGCUGGCUUCAGGAUUAUAUAGCAAAAAAACUAAGGCGUGCAUCUAAAGGAAGUAUGGAUAGGAGUGCUGCACCUGAACCAAGUAAGCCUGGAUCUGAGAGUGAUGGAAAAGAUGAAGUAGAGCAGGAGCUCACCUGUAAGAAAGAAUUUCCGACUGAGAAUAAGGGGGCAACAGCAGUGCUAAUUGCAGCCCAAACCCUAAUGUCUCCUGAAGAAGGAGAAGAAGAACUGUUGCACCUUGAAAACAAACUUGCAGUGAGGAGCCAACAGAAUGAGAUGCCACCAUCCCAGGGAGAGUGCAUACAGGAGGAUAUGCCACAGUUCCAAUGGGACAGCCAAAAGAGGGCGGUUCCAGAGCCAGAUAUGGUAGAGUCCCGGCGGGGCAGCCAGCAGGCGGUGGUGCAAGAAUCCCGGCGGGGCAGCCAGCAGGCGGAGGUGCAGGAAUCCAGGCGGGGCAGCCAGCAGGCGGAGGUGCAGGAAUCCAGGCGGGGCAGCCAGCAGGCAGUGGUGCAGGAGUCCCGGCGGGGCAGCCAGCAGGCGGAGGUGCAGGAGUCCCGGCGGGGCAGCCAGAAGGCGGAGGUGCAGGAAUCCAGGCGGGGCAGCCAGCAGGCAGUGGUGCAAGAGUCCCGGCGGGGCAGCCAGCAGGUGGAGGUGCAGGAGUCCCGGCGGGGCAGCCAGAAGGCGGAGGUGCAGACAGAGGUGCAAGAGUCCCGGUGGGGCAGCCAGCAGGCAGUGGUGCAAGAGUCCCGGCGGGGCAGCCAGCAGGCAGAGGUGCAAGAAUCCCGACGGGGCAGCCAGCAGGCAGUGGUGCAAGAGUCCCGGCGGGGCAGCCAGCAGGCAGAGGUGCAAGAAUCCCGACGGGGCAGCCAGCAGGCAGUGGUGCAAGAAUCCAGACGGGGCAGCCAACAGGCGGAGGUACAGGCGGAGGUGCAGGAGUCCCGGCGAGGAAGCCAGCAGGCGGAGGUGCAGGAGUCCCAAUGGGGCAGCCAGCAGGUGGAGGUGAAAGAAUCCCGACGAGGCAGUCAAAAGGAAGUCGUACAAGAGUCCCGACGGGGCAGCCAGCAGUCGGAGGUGCAGACGGAGAAGCAGGAGUCCUGGUGGGGCAGCCAGCAGGCAGUGGUGCAAGAGUCUCGGCAGGGCAGCCAACAGGCGGUGGUUCAGGAGUCCCGACGGGGCAGCCAGCAGGCGGAGGUGCAAGAGUCCCGGCGGGGCAGCCAGCAGGCAGCGGUGCAAGAAUCUAGACGGGGCAGCCAGCAGGCAGAGGUGCAGACGGAGGUGCAGGAGCUCCGGCGGGGCAGCCAGCAGGCAGUGGUGCAAGAGUCCCGGCGGGGCAGCCAGCAGGCAGCGGUGCAAGAAUCUAGACGGGGCAGCCAGCAGGCAGAGGUGCAGACGGAGGUGCAGGAGCUCCGGCGGGGCAGCCAGCAGGCAGUGGUGCAAGAAUCCCGGCGGGGCAGCCAGCAGGCACCGGUGCAAGAAUCCCGACGGGGCAGCCAGCAGGCACCGGUGCAAGAAUCUAGACGGGGCAGCCAGCAGGCUGAGGUGCAGACGGAGGUGCAGGAGUCCCGGCGGGGCAGCCAGCAGGCACCGGUGCAAGAAUCCCGACGGGGCAGCCAGCAGGCACCGGUGCAAGAAUCUAGACGGGGCAGCCAGCAGGCUGAGGUGCAGACGGAGGUGCAGGAGUCCCGGCGGGGCAGCCAGCAGGCAGUGGUGCAAGAAUCCGGACGGGGCAGCCAGCAGGCAGUGGUGCAAGAAUCUAGACGGGGCAGCCAGCAGGCAGAGGUGCAGACGGAGGUGCAGGAAUCCCGGUGGGGCAGCCAGCAGGCAGUGGUGCAAGAAUCCCGACGGGGCAGCCAGCAGGCGGUGGUGCAAGAAUCUAGACGGGGCAGCUGGCAGGCAGAGGUGCAGACGGAGGUGCAGGAGUCCCGGCGGGGCAGCCAGCAGGCAGUGGUUCAGGAGUCCCGGCGGGGCAGCCAGCAGGCGGUGGUUCAGGAGUCCCGACGGGGCAGCCAGCAGGCGGAGGUGCAAGAAUCCCGGCGGGGCAGCCAGCAGGCGGAGGUGCAGGAGUCCCGGCGGGGCAGCCAGCAGAUGGAGGUGCAAGGUUCCCGACGUGGAAGCCAGCCGGCAGGGGUGCCACAGUCUAGACAGGGAAGCCUGCAGGGCAAAGAGCUGAAGAUGGAGAAGGAAUACAAAACCCAGCAGGUUUUGGGUGAUGCAUUUCAUUUUAGUAACACCAUAUGGAAUACGUUAGGAAAUCCAACCCAGCAGCCUGAUGAGUCUGCAAGCAAAGGAACACUUGGGAGCUUAUCGUCAUACACAGAAGGUGAAGAUGCAGCUCAGCAGACAUAUAGCAUAAUUUCUCUAGAAGAUGGAAUCUGGCUGAACAGAAAAACUGGUAAGUUCCUGUUCAGUCAUGGUCAGCAGACAAACAAAAGUUCACUUGGUGGUGUUAAUGGAGGAGCUGUGGAAGAUGGCAGAGAUACAGUUGGAAGUAGAAAAACAAUGAAAUCUGUAGGACAAUCUGGCGAAAACUCCUGCUGUAGCAGUGUACAAUCUGAAAGUUGUUCAUCAAGCAUGAGCAUUGUACAACCUUGGGAAGAACUGCAGGAUCCUUAUGAGAAAGUGAUAAGCAACCACCAGAGCGCAACUACGCUGCUGAGCAUAGAUACAUAUGUUGAUCUGGAGCAUGAAUCAAAGGUGACUUACAAUGUUGUUUCUGCGCCAGAAGGAAGCUGGAUCAAUAUUAGAACUGGCAGGCUGGUGGUAUCUCAUACUCAGCAGACAGACGAGUCUUCCUUUCAAAAGCCUGGAACAGAUAGUCAAGCAGCCCAGAGGCGAGAUAGCUAUUCGCCUGAGCUGAGCCAUUAUGACCUGAGUGAUAGGCAGAUCAGUGAAGGUUCACAGCCAACCUACCUCAGUGAUGAACCAUAUGAGGAACCUGCAAUGCCUGGUGGAUAG
Molecule: messenger RNA, 9191 nt
Organism: Podarcis raffonei (Aeolian wall lizard)
Lineage: Eukaryota; Metazoa; Chordata; Lepidosauria; Squamata; Lacertidae
Product: microtubule-associated protein futsch-like
Exons: 2
Coding region: 1641-9191 (2516 amino acids)
Source: RefSeq, a predicted model, not a curated record